AUGGGGACUCUUCUCAAAGGCGGCAGUCGCCCCAAUCCCGUCCUUUUCGUCGUCGCAUUCUUAGCUUUAAUAUCGCUGUUCGGGACAUGGGAUCUGCUCGUCAGGAACGGUUAUGACGAAAAGAUACCGGGUGGUGAUGCUCAGUUCGACUCCGAGGAUCCGUUCCGGAACACGGGAGGCGAUAGGCACUCGAAUCAGGGAGACAACAUCUAUCCCUGGGAAGCAUCCACGCAAGAAUUUCCAGAGCCGCUGCCGCCUCCGCCCCCGGCCGAUGAAUACACGGCCGUGCUCACCGAGAACGACCCGGCACGCGUGGCCAAUCUGGCGCCCAUCGUGCUGCACUUCGCCUCGGUCCUGGGCCCCAAGUGGCCCAUCACCUUCGUGACGCUCGAGGAGAAGUACAAGAACUGGACGGCGCCGCCGGCCUUCCGUCGUCUCGUCGACAACAAGCAGAUCCGCAUCCACUACCUGCCGCCGGGGACGGAAUUCCCCUCGCACGAAUCCGUCUCGCUCUUCCUCUCCGGGCCCUGGCUCUGGGAGCAGUUCACACAAUACAAGCGCAUCCUCAUGUUCCAGGUCGACAGCAUCGUGUGUGCCAACUCGAAGCACAGCGUCGAAGACUUUGUCGAGUUUGACUUGAUUGGCGCACCAAUCAAGCCAGGUAUUGGGUUCGGGUUCAACGGCGGCCUGUCGGUGCGAAACCCAAAGAUGAUGCUCGCCAUCUCAGAGGACCUGCAGAGGAGGAAAGAGACGGACCCCAACGUGCAGAGCGAGGUCGACUACGAGGACCAGUGGUUCUACCGCAAGAUCAAGGAGCGCGGAGGCAAAUUACCGGAGCCGGAGAUCGCAGGGAGGUUUUCGGUCGAGACGCAUUACUAUGAAAAGCCAUUGGGAUAUCACCAGGUGCAGAAGUUCCAGCAGGACCAUCAGGAGGAGAUUGACAAGUAUUGCCCGGAGGUAGCGAUGAUUGGAAAGGGAUCACAUUUCCGGUGA
Messenger RNA from Colletotrichum truncatum, 993 nucleotides. RefSeq lists its product as uncharacterized. NCBI's taxonomy places the organism in Eukaryota, Fungi, Ascomycota, Sordariomycetes, Glomerellales, Glomerellaceae. The record is from RefSeq and is a predicted model, not a curated record.